Messenger RNA from Triticum aestivum (bread wheat), 3909 nucleotides. RefSeq lists its product as uncharacterized. Bases 271 to 3198 code for a protein of 975 amino acids. The record is from RefSeq and is a predicted model, not a curated record. NCBI's taxonomy places the organism in Eukaryota, Viridiplantae, Streptophyta, Magnoliopsida, Poales, Poaceae. The transcript has 15 exons.
CCCUCUCUCUGCCUUCCGCAUCCACCCUUCCCUAUCGCACCAAAACGGAGCUCCCCUCUAUACCGAGAACAGAACAGACGAAGCAAACGAGGAGCGGACCACCGAGCGACCCCCCGCCUCCGCCCGCCCUCGCGCGAUCUGAUCCGCCCGCCAGCUGCUCGGCCCGGCCGAUCGGGGCAAUGCUGCGGGGAUCCGCCCUCCGCCGCCGCCGCUGCUGAUCGCGGUGAGGAUUUGAUUAGUACGAACAUUGGAUGAAGUUUGUACUGAUCUAUGGAAGUGGAUACUCUACAAGAUGCUCAGGAGACUAAGAAUGGAGGGAAUGACUUUAAAGAGAAUGGCAGUUUGGAUCCCGUGGUUUACCAGCUAGUUCGGGUUGAAGGUGAUGGAACGCUUGUUCCUCCUACGGAGGAUGAAGUCCUGCAGAUUGAACAGUUUCUUGAUGACAAGGUUGAUCUGCCUUCUAUUGAUGAUGUAGGAAAUGUGGAGGAUUUUUUUACUAAUGACUGCAUGCUUCUGAAGGAGCCUGACUUUGAAGAGGGGUAUUCCGAAUUAGAGACUAAUGGUGAAAUACAUACACAACAGUUUGAUGCUGACCUAGAGGUAGACAGGUUAAAACCGUCGGUUGACUCGCUUGAUAUUCCCUCGAAGUGUACAGUUGAUCAUGAUCACAAACCAGAUAAACUGAACACGGAACAAGGCGAUAACAACAUUGUUCACCAGGACAAUGCUUCCACCGAGACUCCAAAAUCAACAGUAUUAAAUGACUCUUGCAGUGCUGAAAAAGAAAAGACCGAUGCUUGUUCAAGAUCUGUAAAUAACUCAUCUACAGGACCAUCUAUCUCUGGAGUUACUAGUUCAGUUCCUGACUUCUCUAUUUUAAGAGGAGAAGUCUGUUUGGAUAAUCUUACAAUUAGAGAACUUCAGGAAGCAUUUAGAGCCACAUUUGGGCGCGAAACUACUGUCAAGGACAAGUUAUGGCUCAAAAGACGGAUUACCAUGGGAUUGACCAAUUCCUGCGAUGUUCAAAGUUCAGGCUGUGUAGUUAAAGAUUAUAAAAUAGUUUGCAAGGAUGCCAAACACGAGCUACCUACAAUUGAAGGAAUACCUAAGGCUGAGGUUGAAGCUACUUCUUUGGUUAGGUAUCAAGUAUUGGGUCCUGGAAAUGAGAGAGAUACACCAUCUUGUUCUUACUAUCGGAGUGAGGACCAGCAGCGAUCCUCCAAUAGGCUAAAAGGAGUAUCGACAGACAACGAUGAAUCAGAAGGAACUUUGCAGGAUGAACAAGGCGCCGCUAAGAGACUUCGAAAACCAACAAAAAGAUACAUCGAGGAGCUCUCAGAUACCGAGACACUUGACUCCACUGGGAAGCUUUCUUCACCAGGAAAAAGGGCUGCACAUGGUGAGGUGUUACUCAGACAACGGGUUACUCCUUUACAAGAAGUUGAUUCAUUGAGUAUAACUUAUCCUACCCGGAAGGAUACUUUUGGAGGAUUUAGUGUGCAUGUUCCUUAUGCGUCAAGAAUGAGAAGAGGGCGUCCUCGGAGAAACUUCAUUUCAUUCUUGGAUGACGAUCCUCCGGUGGAAUGUCCUGAGGUUCAGAUGGCAGUUGAGACGAUGUCGGGAAAAGAUGGUGAACAUGUGAAUCAUGUAAACAGUGCUGUGGAAGUUCCACUAAUGAAAAAUACUGAGAAGAAAGGAGGGCAUAUAGAAACAGCUGAGAAGAAAGGAGGGCAUAUAGAAACAGCUGAUAACAAGGAGAUUCAUUCCAUAGAAGCAGACGACAUUUGCAGAAGUGAUGCCAAGACGAAAACAAAGCGGGGUUUGAAGCGGAAGCAUCAUCGAGCAUGGACAUUGUCUGAGGUUCUGAAGCUGGUCGAUGGCGUGGCUCAGUUCGGGCCUGGCAAAUGGUCUGAGAUUAGAAGACUAUCCUUUGCCUCGUAUUCUUACCGCACCUCAGUGGAUCUCAAGGAUAAGUGGCGCAAUCUGAUCAGAGCCAGCCAGACACAGCUUUCGCCGGAAAAUGAUGUAAUAAUAACUCCUCCCAUUUCAACUUAUACGGAUGCUCAACUUUUUUUUUUCCAAUCAGCUCAGCUGUUCCCAUCCUGUCCUGUUUGCUCCUGGAUUACUGAUUACUCACUUUCUUCACUAUUCAAUGGUGCUGAGCAGGGUGUUUGUCCGCGGAAAAGCAACCCUUCAAUCAUACCAGUACCACCGGCCAUUUUGCUACGAGUGAAAGAGCUAGCUGAGCUUCAGCCGCAAGCCGGCAACCUGGCUGCGGCAAUCAAGUUCUCAGGGCAGAGCAGCAAGGUGGCACAGGGGAGAGAUGUAGAUCUGACAAAGUACCAAAUCUUUGGGAUGUCAAGAUACUUUUCUGAGAGAAAUGUGUCUGGAAUUGAUCCUAUCGAGCACUACAAAAAUAUUAUCUCUGAGUUGUUACUUGGAAAAGAAGGCACAUUCUCUACUGGAGUUAUAAAACAAACUGGAGUUGUUAUGGCCCAAUAUAACCGCAAAGCAGGUGAAGAUUCUCUUCCAUUAUUCAUGGAAGAAAUUAGGGGCCUUUCAAAAUGUGACAUGGAGAGAUUAAAGCAUGCUCUCCAUGAGGUUUUUACAAUCCUCAGUGAUGAAGUUGAUGAGAUAUUUGGUUACAUUUUCGCACUAUCUGAAUUUAGGUCUAAGAAGUUGCCAUCAAUCCAUGGAAGCGGAUCGUAUGAGGACGGUAUCGCCCCACCAAGUGUUAAAAAACAGAAAACUGUGACAGUUUCUACAAUCGAUGCUUAUGAAGAAUCGCAUGGUCAUAUUGAUUCAGAUAUCUUUGCACAGCUCACAAGAGAUAUCCGGCUGAUAGAAGAAAGUGGCAAAACACGUCAAGAGGCUGCAGAGAUGUUCUCCGAUGGGUUGCUGCGGAAGCUUGCUAAAAUGGAGCGAGGUGUUUAUAAUUUACUGGACACAGUGGCAUCCAAGUGCAGAUCUAUGACCACUCCUGAGAAGAUUGAACUUGGUAGGCGCAUCCGCAAACUCCCAGAGACGGCACUUGAUUACAUGGUGGAGGUCGUUAAAAUGAGGAGACCUGAAAUCUCGGUUUCUGAUAAAGUAUCAUUCAACUUAGGAAGACUGGAUGACACAACUUUGUGGAGACUGUACUACUAUGUGGAAACUGCGCUAAAAGCAAAACGAGAUCGGACGGUCACCCCUCCCUAGAUGUUCCAUGCACAGUAACUGCCGGUCCAUCUAAAAUAUACUAUGGUUAGUUUUAGUAUAAUCCAGUGUAGGUGGUGGUAGUGCUUUGCAGAAAGAAAUACAUUAGCUUCUUGCCGAUGCAACAUCUCUAUUUUACCUGUAUGAAGAUAGUCCUAGAAGCAGAGUAGCAUCAAAAGCGACAUCAUAACCGCUAUCUAGAGUUGCAGAAACUAGUGCACUGACCACUAUGGCACUGGUGACGAUUUUGUUUUUGCAUGCCAAAUCAAUCCUGGUCAGCUCCUGCGGAUGUUCCACUCCACUGUUAUGGGAUUCCGCCUUCUCAUUUUAUCAUAUUGCCUCUUGUUCAAUGUUUCUGCAAAAGUUUCAGCGAUGGAGGCCUUUCUGUCCGGGAAAGAUAUCGGGUCAACUUUGCGACACUGGUGACAAUUCCUUGCGUUUGGUCCUUCUCUGCCAGAUGAUCUGGAAGGCUCGGGAUAAAGAAUCGACGGGGAAAGCCUCCUAGAUUGUGUGAGUGGCCGGUGGUUGAGUGCUGCAUUGCGUCAAUCAAAUCUCGUUCGGUUUGUGUUUAAAUGUGAACAUUAAAGCUCUCGCCAUGUUGUUCCUUUAUUUUCCUCUUUGAAAAGGCAUGCGUGAUGUGCUUUGGUGUAAGAUAAUCGAAUAUAUUGAUGAGAGUAACAUAACAUCUUAAUGGUGUUGCUUUUGUACGUAGCA